Molecule: messenger RNA, 963 nt
Organism: Manduca sexta (tobacco hornworm)
Lineage: Eukaryota; Metazoa; Arthropoda; Insecta; Lepidoptera; Sphingidae
Product: NADH-quinone oxidoreductase subunit B 2
Exons: 4
Coding region: 254-886 (210 amino acids)
Biological process (GO): aerobic respiration; electron transport coupled proton transport; mitochondrial respiratory chain complex I assembly
Molecular function (GO): NADH dehydrogenase (ubiquinone) activity; quinone binding; 4 iron, 4 sulfur cluster binding
Source: RefSeq, a predicted model, not a curated record
UAUUAUAGUUUAUAAAUCUUUGUUACAUUUUGUUUCAAUAAUACACGUAAUUAUUUAUCUUUACAUCUACGUAUUUAUUUGUGAUGCUUUCAAAAUUUUAAAUUGCAAAUGUCAGAUAGUUCAAAUUUCGAUUGCUAUCUCUAUAAACUUGGUCUUCAUUGCCAAGUUUCAUUACGUAAAUUUUGUAUCAAAAUCUCGAUUUUAGACUGUAAGUGUAGGUGAAGACGGCGUUAAACAUAUAAAUUUAGGAAUAAUGCAGGCUAUUAAAGCGUUAGGGAGUUCAGCUCCCAACACAGUUUUAUCUGUGUUGAAGAAAGGUGCUUUUGCGCCUGUAGCGAAUCAAAUAAGACAAACUCAUCUACCAGCACCAAAACCAAACGAACAGCGUCCAUACUCACCGUUUCAAGAUGCAAGCAACAUGGCAGAGCUGGCUGUAGCCAGGCUUGAUGACUUACUGAACUGGGGAAGAAAAGGCUCUAUCUGGCCCAUGACAUUUGGUUUGGCCUGCUGCGCUGUAGAGAUGAUGCACAUCGCUGCUCCUCGUUAUGACAUGGACAGAUAUGGUGUAGUGUUCCGUGCAUCACCCCGUCAGUCUGAUGUGAUGAUUGUUGCUGGAACCCUAACCAACAAAAUGGCUCCAGCUUUGAGGAAAGUGUAUGAUCAAAUGCCAGAUCCAAGAUGGGUUAUUUCCAUGGGCAGCUGUGCAAAUGGUGGUGGAUAUUAUCACUACUCAUACUCUGUUGUGAGGGGUUGUGAUCGUAUAGUGCCUGUAGAUAUCUACGUUCCUGGAUGUCCCCCAACAGCUGAAGCUCUACUUUACGGAAUCCUCCAACUGCAAAAGAAAGUGAAGAGGAUGAAGUCAGUACAAAUUUGGUAUAGAAAGUAAUGUGAUAAAUAGGUCAAAUCAAAUAUAAAAUCAUUGUUAUUUAAAUACAGUAAAUAAACAAUGUAGUGCAAGCAGCA